AAACAAAUUGCACUGCGAUCGCCGGAAUUUAGAGAGAGAAUGGGUUUGAAAGAAGGAGUAAAAAGUUCGAAAAGAGCAAAGCACCCCGUAUUUAUAGAAAAGAAAAGGGGCGCAUCAACUUCCUCAACCCACGAUCUCCACGACACAAUACAACUCCCAACACUUGUCAUCAACGCAAAUCAUCCCUUUUCAAAAAAGAGAGGGAACUUUCGGACUUCUGACAGCUGGAAACCCACCCAUUUAAUUCUAAAUGGACCGGGUCUGGGGGGCAUGUUGUUUGGGCUCCCAAUUGAUUCUCAAUUGGGCCACUAAGUCCAAAGCCCAAUGGCUCUAAACAACAGCAUCAAACCUACCAAUGGCUAUUCAGCCAUCCAUUAAGGCCCAAGGCCCAAUAGCAAUAAAUGACCUAUGGGCAUUUAUUAUGCAAACACUAUAAAUAGGCCGCCAAGGCUCACACCUCAAGGUACGUCCAAUUUAUCGCCUUAAGACUACUCUUCUAGGGAACUUCUCUCUAGAAUCCGAGCAUCGUUCUUACUUAGGCAUCGGAGGGGCUUUCCUCGGAAACACCCCCGAGGCUAGUGACUUUGCUCUUGUGUAGGUGAAUUCGGACUCUACUCAUUCAAACAAUCAAGAUCUUCAACACAUACAAAAGGGCCUUCAUUCGAAGCCCAUUGUUUCCAUAUUUACAACACCGGAACACGUUGUAUUUUGUACUCAUAUGAUUAGCUUUUGUAUUAUUAAAAUUAGGUCCACUACAACGUGUUUCAUGUAUCAAGUAGUGAACAAAGAAAUUUCUUGCUGUAAAUCUAGAUUUUUUUUAUUAUUUUGGUAUACUACAUGUGGAGAAUAUGCGAAUAUUUUAUAUUAUUUGAAAACUUUUUAAAAUAUUUCAAUAGUUUCACUCAAUUGAGGUGUAUAAAUAGUGGGUUAAAGCAUGCAUGAAAUCAUAUAACAAUAACUAAAUUAAAGGUUCUCUAUACAUAUUUUCUCACACUUCAUAUUUUGGCCUUUAAGCAUUUUAUCAACCAUGGAAAACACAACACUUGCAUUAAUACUUCCCAUUUUAUUUAUUUGUUUUCACCUGAUUCAUUCAUUCAUUUGCCAGUCUCGAAAGUCCAGCAAACUCCCACCGGGGCCGAAAAGAAUGCCAAUUUUUGGCAAUAUUUUCGACCUUGGAGAAAAACCUCAUCGUUCAUUUGCGAAUCUUGCUAAGAUUCACGGGCCUUUGGUGAGCCUUAAGUUAGGAAGCAUCACAACUAUUGUUGUGUCUUCUGCUGAAGUUGCCAAAGAAAUGUUCCUUAAAAAUGACCAGUUAUUAUCAAAUCGAACAAUUCCUGAUUCGGUUAGGGCAGGAGACCAUGACAAACUCUCCAUGUCAUGGUUGCCUGUGUCAGCCAAAUGGAGGAAUCUUAGAAAGAUUUCCGCCGUUCAAUUGCUCUCUAAUCAGCGACUUGACGCUAGUCAAGCCCAAAGACAAGCCAAGGUCAAACAACUUCUUGCAUACGUGCAAGAUUGUUCUAAGAAAGGGCAACCGGUUGACAUUGGGAGAGCCGCAUUUACCACCUCACUAAAUUUGUUAUCAAACACAUUUUUCUCAGUUGAAUUAGCGAGCCAUGAGUCUAGUGUCUCCCAAGAGUUCAAGCAACUCAUGUGGAAUAUGAUGGAGGAAAUUGGCAGACCAAAUUAUGCUGACUAUUUCCCCAUUCUUGGCUACGUUGAUCCUUUUGGUAUAAGGCGUCGUUUGGCUGCUUAUUUUGAUCAACUCAUAGUUGUUUUCCAAGACAUUAUUCGUGAAAGGCAGAAAGUUCGAUCAACAAAUGGUUCAAAUGCUAAACAAACAAAUGACAUUCUAGACACACUUCUCAACCUCCACGGAGAGAAUGAGUUGAGUAUGGGAGAAAUCAAUCAUCUUCUUGCGGAUAUUUUCAACGCUGGAACAGAUACAACCGCAAGCACUUUAGAGUGGGCGAUGACAGAGUUAGUAAAAAACCCGAAUAUGAUGGGAAGAGUUCAAAACGAAAUUGAACAAGCUCUUGGAAGAGAUUGUUCCAGCAUUCAAGAAUCCGACAUAUUAAAACUACCUUACUUACAAGCAAUUAUCAAAGAAACAUUACGUUUGCACCCUCCCACAGUGUUUCUCCUCCCUCGAAAGGCAGACACCGACGUAGAGCUUAAUGGCUAUCUUGUGCCAAAAAAUGCACAAGUUCUUGUCAAUCUUUGGGCUAUUGGUCGCGAUCCAAAGGUGUGGGAGAACCCGGAAGUAUUUUUGCCGGAACGGUUCUUAAAUUCUGAAAUUGAUGUGAAAGGACGAGAUUUUGAGCUUUUACCUUUUGGAGCUGGUAGAAGGAUUUGCCCUGGACUGACAUUGGCAUAUAGAAUGUUGAACUUGAUGUUGGCUACACUUGUUAACAACUACGAUUGGAAACUUGAAGAUGGAAUGAAUCCUGAAAAUUUAGAUAUGGAUGAAAAGUUUGGGAUUACGUUGCAGAAGGUUAAUCCCCUUCGAGCUAUCCCAAUCCCAAGGAAUUAAUUACUUAGUCGCACGACAACAUCGAGUCGCUUCUUAUAAGAAUAAACCUAGUAUUUUUGUUCUAAUGUUUUUAUGUAAUUCUUUUCCCUAAAAGAGUACGUAGUACUUUGAAUUGUUUCACCGAUAUUGAUAAUUAUUGUAAGCGACUUAUUAUAUAUGAAUUACUUUUAAUAAAUAUUA
Messenger RNA from Spinacia oleracea (spinach), 2710 nucleotides. Its product is annotated as cytochrome P450 76AD1-like. Gene Ontology annotation, molecular function: monooxygenase activity; iron ion binding; oxidoreductase activity, acting on paired donors, with incorporation or reduction of molecular oxygen. The transcript is spliced from 2 exons. The record is from RefSeq and is a predicted model, not a curated record. NCBI's taxonomy places the organism in Eukaryota, Viridiplantae, Streptophyta, Magnoliopsida, Caryophyllales, Amaranthaceae. Bases 1028 to 2530 code for a protein of 500 amino acids.